AUGCAGACAGACCAAGUCAACGCCCUCCAAGCAAUCGGCGUCCCGGUAGCAACCAUCAACUCGACCACCCCACUCGCAGAGAGACGAGAAGUAAUGGCAGAUCUUCUCUCAGGCCAUCCCAGAACCCGACUUCUCUACGUUACGCCAGAACUCUGUCAGACUGAGAUCUUCCGACGGAACCUACAGACCAUCCAUAGUCAGGGAGAGCUAAGUCGCAUUGCCAUCGACGAAGCCCAUUGCAUCAGCGAAUGGGGCCACGACUUCCGUCCUGCCUACAAAGAGCUCUCAUGGUUUAAACGAGUCCUACAUACCCCUUCUGUACCCAUCAGCGCCCUCACAGCCACAGCCACUCCGCGCGUGCGCUCAGAUAUCAUCAGCUUGCUCGGACUAGAUCCGGCACAUCUGCGAGUCUUCAACACCCCCUCAGCCCGUCCUAACAUUCACUAUGGAAUCCGAUUCCUUCAAGACUACGUCGAAGACGCAGCAGACCCCCAGGACUUCCAGACCAAGGACCUCCUCUCGUGGUUCAAGGCCAUCCAGCGCCGCCGAGAAGCGCGGUUGGGCGCCACCGCUGCCGCUUCCUUACCCCCAAUCUCAGGCAUCGUAUACGUCUCGCUACGCUCGAUCUCCGAAAAGCUUGCCAACGUGUUGUCGUCGGCGUGGGGCGGCAAUAUCCGCGCUGUAGCCUACCACGCCGGUCUCUCCUCUCAAGAUCGCACCCGCAUCCAGACCGAGUGGACCUCCCCCAAUCCCACGCAGGAUCCCGAUGCCAGUCACCCCUCCCCAUCAUUCUAUGUCAUCGUCGCGACCAACGCCUUCGGCAUGGGCAUCGAUAACCCGCACGUCCGCUUCGUCGUUCACUGGAGCCCCCCGCGCAGCUUUGAGGGCUUCGUCCAGGAAUCCGGCCGUGCCGGUCGUGACGGCCGCGCCGCCACCUCAAUCGUCUACUAUAACACCCAAGAGCGAGACCGUGUACUCGAUCGACUUCGCCGUGACGUUGAGAACGCGUACAACCGCACCGGGGGACCUCGACCUGCAGGGAAUGGAAACCCCAACAAUAGCAACCGCCACUCGAACAUGGAAAACCAAUAUGCGCGCCUCCAGAGUUUCCAAAAAGUCAUACAGUACUGCGAGUCGACGUCGCGAUGCCGUCACGACAUGAUCAAGGAGUUUUUCGGUGACCUAGAACUCGAGAUGAUGGGUUCGCAAGCUCCCGCGACAGAGUCCGGUCCGGGAAACACCACCUCGCCCUGUGACUUUGCAUGUGACUUCUGCAAAGAAGGACCCGGGGGUUUGGCAAAACGCAAGGCCACAAUGCCACCGGAGAGCGAUCUGGGCGACUACAUGGAUUCUGGCGUCGCUUAUUACAUGCGGGACAUGUUUCCAGGGUCGUUUGGUGUUUGA
Aspergillus affinis is the source of this 1404-nucleotide messenger RNA. Its product is annotated as putative RecQ family helicase RecQ. The transcript has a single exon. Gene Ontology annotation, cellular component: chromosome; cytoplasm. The record is from RefSeq and is a predicted model, not a curated record. Gene Ontology annotation, molecular function: nucleic acid binding; four-way junction helicase activity; 3'-5' DNA helicase activity. Lineage: Eukaryota; Fungi; Ascomycota; Eurotiomycetes; Eurotiales; Aspergillaceae. Gene Ontology annotation, biological process: double-strand break repair via homologous recombination. Bases 1 to 1404 code for a protein of 467 amino acids.